UUUGUGGUUCUGUUUUUUGUUUCUUGGUCGAUUUUAUAUAAAAUAAAGUUAAAUAAAAUGCUAAAAAACGUUUGUUGUGCUAUAUGUCUAUCUAUAAAUAAAAGUACGAUCAACAUUUAUAAUACAGAUCUGUUGUAUGUUUAUGAGACCCUCGCUAAUUUCAAGGUUGCAGACGUUGAAUGCUGGUUAUGCUACAUCUGUCAUACGAGACUGCAACAAUGUCACCAGCUGCAGCAGUUGGCUGUACAAACUCGAGGUCUCAUUGAUGACAUAUUCCAGAAUAAGAUAGAUAUUAAGUUUGGAGCUUUUGGAUCUUUGUUGGAGUUGUCGACCACAAACACGAUGAUAACGGACACAACAUAUUACGAGACACCAGCACCAGACGUGCAGAUUCAAUUUUGUGAUGAGAGAGGUGCCAUCUCGGAUCCCAACAAUGUUACAGUAGGAAGCCUUCCCACAAUAUCACAGGAUCCUCUUCUAGACAACACAGCGGUACCAGAUACCAGUCACGGUGUACAAUCAAAGAUACUAUUGGAAGUUAAAGUUGAGAAUAACCAGUAUGAUGAUGAAUAUCCUCUCCCGACGUCGUCACACUUCAUAGGCAGCCAGGAGAAUAUAGUGCAGGGCACAGUGAGCGCAGAAACUAUACAACAUAUAAGAAGGGAGAUUGUCAUUAAAAGUCGUGAACAAGUCAACAAGGGGCGAGGUCACGUCAGAAAAAAAAGGGAGAAACUGCACAGAUGUGACGAAUGUUAUAGGAUCUUUAGAUUCAAGAGUCAAUUAUUCGAUCACCUCAGGACACAUAGAGGGGAUAAACCGUUUUCCUGCGACCUUUGUACCAAAGCUUUCAAACGUAUCAGCGAUCUGCAGAGACACUCAAGAGUGCAUACCGGAGAGAGGCCCUUUAGUUGUGAAGUAUGCUUCAAAUGCUUCAAGUUCAAAACCGAUUUGUACCGCCAUAUCAAGAUACACAGCGUAGAGAAACCUUUGAGAUGUGAGGUUUGUCCGAGAAAGUUAAAAAAUAAAGAAUGCCUAAACAGACAUAUGAAAUUGCAUCUCGGCACACAAAAAUACAGCUGCCACGUUUGUUCGAAGAGAUUUUUGUACGAAAGCGACGUGCAUCGUCACAUGAAGACUCACAGCCAGGAGAGGGCGUUCAGUUGCGAUAUGUGUUCCAGACUGUUCACAGAAAAACACAAUCUAGAUAGACAUAUGAGAAUUCACCUAGGCGACCAACCUUACGGCUGCCAGAUAUGCGGGAAGAAAUUUCUAUACGAAAGCGCCCUGCAACGGCAUUUGAGGACUCACAAGCAAGAAAAAGAAUACAGCUGUGACAUUUGCUCGAGAAUGUUUACGGAGAAACAGAAUUUGGAGAGACACAUGAGGCUGCAUACGGGCGACCAACCGUAUAGCUGCCAUGUAUGUAACAAGAAAUUCUUAUACGACAGUGGUCUACAACGUCACAUUAACACACACAAGCAAGAGAAACCCUUCAGUUGUGACGUUUGUUCGAGAUUGUUCGCAGAUAAACAAACUCUAGAGCGGCACAUGAGGUUGCAUAUGGGUGACCAGCCGUACAGUUGUACUUUUUGCACGAAGAAAUUCUUGUUUGAAAGUCAUUUGGAUCGUCACAUCAAAACUCACAACCAGGAAAAGCCAUUUAGCUGUGAUAUUUGUUCGAAAAUGUUCACCGAAAAACAUAAUUUAGUUAGGCACUUGAGAAAACAUGAAGACUAGCCGUGAUGUAUAAAGGAAA
Aricia agestis (brown argus) is the source of this 1756-nucleotide messenger RNA. Its product is annotated as gastrula zinc finger protein XlCGF57.1-like. Lineage: Eukaryota; Metazoa; Arthropoda; Insecta; Lepidoptera; Lycaenidae. The transcript is spliced from 5 exons. The record is from RefSeq and is a predicted model, not a curated record. The coding region runs from base 58 to 1737 and encodes 559 amino acids.